Drosophila ananassae is the source of this 2018-nucleotide messenger RNA. RefSeq names its product steroidogenic acute regulatory protein-like (gene Start1). Lineage: Eukaryota; Metazoa; Arthropoda; Insecta; Diptera; Drosophilidae. The coding region runs from base 41 to 1789 and encodes 582 amino acids. The record is from RefSeq and is a predicted model, not a curated record. The transcript has 11 exons. Gene Ontology annotation, molecular function: lipid binding.
UAUUGGGAAUAUGAGCUAAAGAUUGGUGAAGUAUCCAACCAUGUCUCAAACCGAUCCAAAUGAUGUACGCAGUGCGGCGCAAUUAAUUUUAACGAAUGCCCGCCAGGGCAAUAAUGCCUACAUGCAGUAUGACAUGACUCGGGCACAUUCCAUCAACCUGAUAACAGAAGACUUCUUAGCCGGAUAUAUGCAGGAUGGCCGGAUGUCGGUCGUGCGUCGCUUUUUCUGCCUUUUUGUAACAUUCGACUUGGUUUUUGUAUCGCUGCUCUGGCUUAUUUGCAUUGUGAUUGAUGGAGACAAUAUAUUUAAUGCCUUCCACAAGCAAAUUAUGGAAUACACCAUUUACAAGUCACUCUUUGAUGUGGUCGCCCUUGCUAUCUUCCGCUUUAUAAUACUGAUCUUUUUCUAUGCCAUAUUGUACGUCAAUCACUGGUCUAUCAUUGCGUUCUCCACAAGUGGGUCCUGUUUGUUUCUUAUAUCCAAAGUGUUUGUAUUCGAUUGGCUGCAAACCAAGCAACAAGUGUUCGAAGUCAUCCUUAUAAUAGUCUCAUUUAUUCUGGCUUGGGGUGAAGCUUGGUUCCUAGACUGCCGGGUUAUACCACAGGAGCGACAUGCCCAGCAUUACUUCAGAUCCAUGACCUCAAACGAUCGCACACCUUUGGUGCAGCCAUCUAUUUUGAUUGAAAAUGAACGACCACCUCAAAGUGUUACUGAUUUUUAUUCCCCGUUGGACACAGCCCAUCAUUCUGACGAGGAGGAUGAGGAGGACGAGGAAUACAUACAAAUGGGCAUGGAUUGCCUACGCAAGGCGUAUGAAAUCAUCGAGUCCAGUGAAUGGAAGGUGGAAAAGGUGACUCCCAAAGGAGACACCAUCCACAGUACACACCGGGAUAAGAUAGGGAAACUUUACAAAUUAACUGCACGCAUCAAGUAUCCUGCUAAAGCUCUGAUGGAAGAUUUAUUCUAUCGUAUUGAAGACUGUCCCAAGUGGAAUCCUGCCCUACUGGAAUCGAAGAUUGUGCGAAAAAUCAACUCUUACACCGACAUUACCUACCAGGUGUCUAUUGGCGGUGGUGGUGGCAUUGUGAAGAGCCGUGAUUUUGUGAAUUUAAGGUGCUGGCGUCUGUUUUAUAAUGGUAAAAUCUGCAAUGACGACGAGGCCGCUCAACUAAGCAGCGACGAUGACGAUAAUAGCAUUCUAAAUCGUUCGUGUGAAGGCAGUGUAAGCACAAUUUCCGACGGCGAGUCCAAUACACCAUUGCCAGGCAGUGUAUCAAGCUGCAGAGCAAAGUUUCCCAGUUCAUCUGUGGAGGCACCCCCUACCUUUGAUACUCUGGGUCAAAGUUUGGGGGCCAAGAGCUUGGGUCCCAUUAUAAACUUUGAUAAUGAACCGCCACCGUUGGAUCAAGAUGAGUUUGAGGACGCCAAAGAUAAGUUGGACGCCGAGGUAGACAUGACAACCAAACCCAAGUUACCUAGCGUGGGCACGACGAAGGAUAAGGUGUGGGUCAGCUCAGCGAGCAGUGUUCAAUAUGAUAGAUUCAAGCCCGCAUCAAAACAUACCAGAGGCGAGAAUAUUGUCACGGGUUUUGCUUUUCGCGAAAUUGUUGGCAAGCCGGAUAACUGCAUUGUGGAAUGGGUGCUUUGCCUGGAUCUUAAAGGCUAUAUUCCGCGAUACGUUAUAGAUGCAGCUCUCACCUCCUCCAUGACGGAAUACAUAACCAAUCUGCGCAAGCAUGUUAAUGAACUGAGGCAAUUGGGACGCAGUCGAUCUUCAAGGACUCAUUAGCUAAUCCUGCGCCAUAUUUAUAAAACUGUAUUCUAAUUUUAAUCAGAUUGUAUCUCAAGAGUGUCCUUUAAUCAGCCGGUUAGACUUAAGAUUAUCGAGAAAGUUGCAAAGCAGGACAGACAAGUUCAUUGCUGUUAGUUUAUUGAGUAUUUUAUGUUUAUAUAUGGCAUAAGUUCUAUGUUCGUAUAUGCACGGCUUACACUAUAAAAUUUAUACAUGACUUUUCUAA